This is a messenger RNA of Fundulus heteroclitus (mummichog), 1426 nucleotides long. It is a transcript of the gene msantd1, whose product is annotated as Myb/SANT-like DNA-binding domain containing 1. The transcript is spliced from 3 exons. Lineage: Eukaryota; Metazoa; Chordata; Actinopteri; Cyprinodontiformes; Fundulidae. The coding region runs from base 288 to 1127 and encodes 279 amino acids. The record is from RefSeq and is a predicted model, not a curated record. Gene Ontology annotation, cellular component: nuclear body. Gene Ontology annotation, biological process: positive regulation of DNA-templated transcription.
CGGAUUUCUCUCCUGCCUUAGGCCCCAUUUUGAGUCCUCUUUCAGCUAGGCUAGGGGGAAGGGCAGAGGCAGGCAGGGACGGCUGUGGCUGUGCGUGCUCUCUCGCAUGUAUCCCUCCUUCCCUGCAGACUCAACCCGGCUCUUAUAACAGUAAAAAUACUUUCAAAUCAGAGCUCUAAAGCUCCCAUCUUUGCAAACAAAACAAAAAAAAAAAAAAAAAAGAAAGAGAGAGACCCACAGCCAGCACAGGCCAAGACAGCAAAGAGAGACAGAAGCCAACAUCCAAAAUGGCAGCGGACGAUAGUUUCAGCUACCUGAUGCCGGGCCACAGCGAGAAACACAGGCGGGCCCCGAACUGGACCGACGGCGAGAUGAAGGCCCUCCUGUACGUGUGGGAGGAAUUCCACAACGAGCUGAAGACGAGCAAGAGGAACGCCAAGGUUUACGAGAAGAUGUCCCAAAGGUUCUUCCAGCUCACCGGAGAGCAGCGCUUCAAAGAGGAGAUCAAGAUGAAGAUCACCAACAUGUCCUUCCAGUUCAGGCGACUGAAGGCGACGGCCGGCGAAUCGGGCGAGACGCCGGACUGGCCCUACUACAAGCCCAUCGAGAAGAUCCUCUCCAAGCCGCUGGAGAACGGCAGGGUGAACUCGCUGGAGUUCCAGGCCCCGGCCGCAGGGCCUUCCACUUCGUCCCAGUCCACAGACAACCCCUUGUCCCAGUCAGAGGACGGUGUGCUUGGAUUCCUGCCAGAGUACACUGGCUCCUCAGAUGAGCUGGAGAUAAAACAAGAGCUGGACUCUUUGAGCUCAGACAGCGAGCACAUGCUGGGCUCCAGCUCCCACCCUGUCUCAGCCAGGAAGCGGCGUGCCAAAAAGUACCUGUCCCUGAAGAGGAAGAAGCUGCAGGUCAUGCAGGCCAUGCUCCAGCAGCACAAGAAGUCUAGCCAGGCCAUAGAGGAGACGUGCCGGGAGCUCCGUCGAUCCAUGCACCAACAGAACCUCCUGCAGGUUCAGUGCCUGCAACUGCAGGAGAGGAUGAUGAACCUCCUGGAGAAGAUGAUACAGCUUCCCAGCUCCACGUCAGCAGUUUGGAGUCAGAGCGGGGCAAAAGAUUCAGGGAAACCUUGAAAAUAUCAUGGAAUUUCCUCAGUCAUAGGAAAAGCGCUCCUUUAUUUCGGGUAUCACAUCAGUUGCAUUAUUACGAUUACAAUAACUGCAGAUGAGAUCUACCACUGAAUUAUGCUUUCAUCGAUGCUGUAGGGGUGCUUGAAAGUAAUUCUUGAAAGAACUGUAAAGAACUUUGUUUAAACUUUAGCAUCCGCUGUAGGUUCGUUUUGAAUGUAGCCUUUUUUAGCUUAGGACUAGUUGUAAAAAAAAAAUAUUUCUCAAUAACUUGCCAAGUAUCCAAUUAAAAUAACUAAAAACAG